Astyanax mexicanus (Mexican tetra) is the source of this 1656-nucleotide messenger RNA. RefSeq lists its product as uncharacterized. The transcript has 4 exons. The record is from RefSeq and is a predicted model, not a curated record. Bases 94 to 915 code for a protein of 273 amino acids. Lineage: Eukaryota; Metazoa; Chordata; Actinopteri; Characiformes; Acestrorhamphidae.
AUGUGACUUUUAUUUUCACUUUAGCCUCUUCAGAGGCAGUGCUGUUUUGCAUUUAACCACUCGAGGUUGCCUCGAGUGAGGAGCUUAAGAAAAAUGGAUAAGAUUUCAACCGUAUUUAAAAAGACACACAAUAUCCUACGAGAGAAAAUAAGAAAUAAACGUACAGGACAUCAGCGGGACACUGCUGCCCAGCCUGAGGAAGAGAAGACUGGGCCUAAUUCAGACACUUUAACACAGAAAGGAGAAGGCGGCCAUCUACAGAGUCCAUGUGGACAUAUCGUCAAAUUCCCAAGUCUAAUUAAUAUGGUGAAUCAGUGCCUAAAACAAAAAAGCCUGGACUUCAGCUGUCCCGUGUGUGAGGAACAGUGGAACUGGUCUCAGGUCAGAGGUCAGCUCCAGCUUUCUCACGCUCAGAUUGUAGUUCUGGACGCACAAGUUAACCGCAUCAUGCAGGACCUGCCUGACGUUUACAAAAAGUGUCCAGUUUGUUUGAGUAUCCUGCGGCGCCCUAUGGACAGCGCGGGACGGCCCUGCCCUUUCUCCAGCUGUGUGCUUUGUCCUUACACUCAUCACUUCUGCUGGUCUUGCCUCGCCCGCUGGGUCUUCCCCAAUGCCGCCAGCUCUGGUCAGUGCAGUAACCGCUCCUGUCAUGUAGUGUCCACUCUGUUGACGUGUGAAACUGUGACAGACUCUGGCAGCCUGGUUGUGGGAUGUCCAGUGUUUCGGGCCUGCCCCGAGUGCUACACACUGACCACUUUUCAGUCGGACUCUAAAUAUGUCUCCUGUCUUGAAUGCACUCACCGCUUCUGCUACAUCUGCCUGGACAGUGAAACACAAUGUGCACAGGGAGAACACCCCCUCCUCCAACCAGCCUGUAAAAAACCCAGAGCGGAACGCCAGAAAUUCAUCACAUAAACUCACACUAUGACUAAUAUGAACUGCACUUUAUGGUUUCCCGGACAAGGAAUACGUUGUAGAAUAUAUAUUUCCUUUAUUGAAAAAAAUCUCCAUUGAAAGUGCUGUGUAUUUCAAGACUAGGCUUAAUCCUAAUCCUUAAUCUGGGAAAUUACCCCUAAACAUUUGAAAGCACUUAUUGAUAUUUAAUUCAGCAAUAAUUCUAAUCGAGAAUGUAUUUGAUCAUUUUAUUUUAAAUAAAUGUACCUAUUAGGGCUGGGGCGACGCGUCGACAUAAUCGACGUCAUCGAUUACAAAAAUACAUCGAUUUGCAUAACGUGCGUCGGCGCGUCGUAAACAUGGCGGCGCCUGUGGAGAGCAUUAGAGGUUAGAUCGGGCCCAAAAAUUCCAACUGGCUGUUUUCGGGCUGUUUUAAUGAGCGAAAUGUGAUCAGAAUUAUGUUAAUUAACACGGUAACAUAGAAGCAUAGAACUAUUAUUUAAUUAAAAUGAUUUUUAAGAACAGCUAAACACAGCUAAACAAGUCAAACGCGGAGGAGUUCACGUGCGAGAGACACAGAGAGAGAGAGAGAGAGAGAGAGAGAGAGACACAGAGAGAGAGAGAGAGAGAGAUUGUUCUGACUUGUUCUGGUGAGAGCUACUCACAGGUGAAGGUUCUCUUUGAUCUCCUCGUGCUCAUAUUCUAGUCCCAUUCAUAAUUCUGCAGCUCCCUCAGUGUUUUCUGCCGUAUUUUGCGGCUAGC